Messenger RNA from Aphanomyces astaci, 1458 nucleotides. RefSeq lists its product as hypothetical. The transcript is spliced from 2 exons. The record is from RefSeq and is a predicted model, not a curated record. NCBI's taxonomy places the organism in Eukaryota, Oomycota, Saprolegniomycetes, Saprolegniales, Verrucalvaceae. Gene Ontology annotation, molecular function: cysteine-type endopeptidase activity. Bases 1 to 1458 code for a protein of 485 amino acids. Gene Ontology annotation, cellular component: lysosome.
AUGAAAGCUAGUCUCGUCCUCUCCACCGUGCUCGCAACCACUGCGUCACCCGCCCGACAAUCUUUCAAAUCCCUCAGCGCGUCCGAUCGAACCUCGUUGGAGCAACAACUGGACAAGUGGAAGGCGUCGUAUGGCCCUAUCGCUGAGGCCAACGGCUUCUUCCCCCAAAAGGACACGAAAUCCGCCCGAGUCAAUGGCCAUACUAUCGAUGAACUCGAGCGCUUCCACCACACCGUCCAAGAAGUGGAGAACGCUACCGCAGCCAACCCGGGCGCAAAGUUCAGUCCAUUCAACCAGUUUGCUCUCUUGACCGACGAAGAGUUCAAGGGCAUGUUGAUGAAGUCGUUUCCAGAACAAAACUUCACCAGCGGGUCGCCCUUGCCAGAGUUGGCUAAUACGCGCGCUUCUGAAGUAGACUGGUCGACAUCCAAGUGCAAUUCCCCAAUUGCCAACCAAGGCCAGUGUGGGUCGUGCUGGGCCUUCGCCGCCAUCGGUGCGGUGGAGACUGCCCACUGCAUUGCCACUGGCGAACUCUUGGAUUUGUCUGAGCAACAAGUAGUCAGCUGCUCAAAUCGCAACAAUGGCUGCAAUGGCGGGAACCCUUCGAUUGCCCUUGACUGGAUGCAACAAGGUGUGUGCACCGAAGACUCUUACCCGUACACGUCGGGUAAGGGCGGUCAAACUGGUACAUGCGGAAACAGCUGCACCAAGAAGAAACUGAGCAUUGGCAAAAUCAAGAAAACCUCUGGCGAGAAGUCACUCAUGACAGUUCUGGAAAGCCAGCCCGCCACUGUGUUCGUCGAAUCCAACAACGCAGUGUGGCGCAACUACAAGGGUGGUAUCGUGUCACAAUGCCCUGGGGCUCAAGUCGACCACCUUGUGAUUGCCGUCGGUUACGGUACUUCCACGGGCGAUUACUUCAAGAUCAAGAACUCGUGGGGGACGGAAUGGGGGGAGAACGGUUACAUGUACUUAAAGCGAGGGAUGAAUAACCAGGGAGACCAACUGAUGGCCCAAACCAACAAAAUCCGCGCGGCCCACGGUAUCAGCCCGGUGACUUGGGACGAUAAGCUGGAGGCAGAAAUGCAGAAGUGGGCCAGAAGUUGCCCUGGCUUUAAGCACGGCGGCCCAAAAGGCUCGCAAAACUUAGCCACCAACAUCAAGUGCAGUGGCGCAGCCUGCAUGAAGGUGUUGGGGGCAUCGUGGAUGUGGUACGACGAAGAAGAAAAGUCAUGGAACUACGAAAGCAACAAGUGCAACGGGAACUGGGCCAAGUGCGGCCACUUCACCAACAUGAUGAGUCCCGAAGCCAAGUCCAUGGCGUGCGGGUGGUCCGAAUGUGGCCGCGACAACAAUGUCUGGUGCAACUACAACAACCCCGGGAUGAACCCCAAGGUGGGCAAAAUCACCGGCAUGACCAAGGACGAGCUCAAGGCCAGCUUGACCCAAUACAGAUAA